Prorocentrum cordatum is the source of this 1522-nucleotide messenger RNA. The record is from the annotation of a GenBank genome assembly. Lineage: Eukaryota; Dinophyceae; Prorocentrales; Prorocentraceae.
GCCCGCGCCGGCGGCAAGGAGACGCGCGACGUUGCGGAGUUCAUGGGCGCGGCGGGGGCGCAGCGGAAGAAAGAGUGGACGAGCUCGACACCGAGGGCGCAGUUGUCCAGCGUGCUCGACCGCGCGAGGAAGGCGGCCAUGGAGGAGGACUGGGCGCCCAUCACCGCAGGGGCGCUGGACGGCGCCAUCGACGCGAUGGCGAGGGGCAGGGCGAAGGCCGCGGAGCAAAUGUCGGCGCCAGCCUUCAAGCGGUUGCCUCCCAGCGCGCGCGAGGGGCCGAGGCAGCGGGUCGAGUGCGUCAAGCGCAUGGGUGCAUGGCCCUGGCACAUGCUCAUCGCGCCGGUGAGUCUGUCUAGGAAGGAGGUUGGUGGAGAUCGAGCCAUCGGGCUCCUACCAGAGGCAGCGAAGCCACGGUCCAAGGUGCGCAGGAAGCACCCUGGCGAGUGGGCGAAGGUCCACGCGGCCACGGCGCUCUGGGACCUGGCGGGGUUCUACGACGUUUCGGAGCCAGUGCUGAUCUUCGGAGAAGGGGUCAGGCUCGGGCUCCCAGCGCGCACCUGGCACCUGGAGAUGCUCCGCCACCUGAGCAGCAGGGCGAGCGGCAAGUUGACGCAGGUGCACGCGCGCUCGCAGGCCGCCGACGUCACCGCGAGGUCUUCAAAGGCGACCGGGCGGCCGGGCGACGAGGCGGGCGCCGGCGAGCUGAAGGCGGCGCCUGCGGACGCCAUCGAGCAGGAGCAGUGGGCCAAGGCGGCCGGGCGCAACGCGGGGAAGGGCUCGGAGGAUGGCGCGGACCUCCACUCUGCAAGGGGCUUGCCGAGGAGGCUCAAGAAGCAGGGGAGGUUCGAUAAGGUCGGUGCCACGCGGGCGAUCUUCGCUGGCUGUAUCUGGCCGCGGCAGCGGGUCGCCGACACGCGGGUCGAAAUCGGGAGCGCGAUGCGCCUCGGGCGCAGUGGCAUCAUCCUCGAGCGCGAGAAGUCCAAGCGCUCGGGGGAGAAGGCCGACGAGGGGGUCGAGAUCCAGCCGCACCUGCGGCCCCACGGCAGUUUGGCCAAGAGCGGGGCGCAGGCCGCGCCGCCACCGGAGCCUGGAGAGGAGCUGCGGGGGCUGGUCGGAGAGCCCCGCGUGGACAUCAACGGGCGGGCCCACGCGGCUGGCGACGCAUCGAGGGGCGAGACCACCGACGCCCCGAGACGCGAAGCGAUGGUCGAGGCGCUUGAGCACCUGCAUCUACAGGAGAAUAUCAAGUACACCACGGACUUCAGUUACGUUGCCAGAGGAGCGCAUCGGAUUCGCAUGGCGAAGUUGCCCAAGACGCACAAGGACCUACGGAAACGGCACCGCGAAGCGGCUAAGCUAAAGGAGAUUGCGGUCGCGAAGGUCGAGGGCCGCGUGUCGGCGACGGAUGCCGUCGAGGCGGGCGUCGGCGCGGGCGGCUUUGCGGGCAACCACCUCGCCGACGAACUCGCGCGGGGCAUCGCGGCAGAAGUUCAGGCCCCCCAGACGAGGCGCGGACGACCAG